AGAGCGCUUUCAGACUGGAGGGAGUCGGACCGAACGAACUGGGGUUCCCAAAUAACGGGAACAUAGAGACAGACACACAGACGGAUGGCGGGACAGAGCCAAAGAAAAGAUACCGCAUAACGGGUACCGUGUUUAUGUUUAUCGUUUAGCUUUCAUUUAGUAAAAAAAAAAAAAAGCUGGUUUAUUUAUUUAUCUUUUGUUUAUCGAUUGAUUGCGUUUUAAUUACCGGCCUGUGACAGAGAGGGGGAGGAGCGAAAACCAGAGGCGUCCCUGUGUAGCCUUACUUAUUAUUUGAUUAUUUAAAUGUUUCAAAUAUUUGAAUUGUAUAUUUUAUCAUAAUGCUUCUUGUGUGCAUGUAUUCGUGAGCUGACCAUAGCCAUUUCUGCUUAUAACCAAAUAUAGAGAACCAAAAAUAACAACAUAACACCAGCAGCUGCUAACCUUUUCUGAUCCGACCAUACACCUGCUACAACAGACAGCGAGAAAGAAUAGUUUUUCAUCGAAGUAAAACUGGAGAGAUAUUUAUUUACAAGUGUAAACCAAAGCAAAACCGAUCGAGGUAAAAGAAGCCACUGUGACGGGAAGAGUCGCACACCUGUCGUGAUAAGCAAAACAUAUGGGAAUACCUUCAAGAAUAUAUCAAAAAAAGAAUAUUCCAUACAGUUCAUAUCUAGGCUAUUUUGUAGCCACAUACAGGCCUAACUUUUACCAAUGAGAGAAUACCAGCGUUAGAGAGUUACUCAAUGUCUAUUAAUUCUGUUAAUGACUCAUAUCAACAGAAGCCUAUUUUACAUAGCUGGCGUUGUGUAUCCGGUAUCCCGACUAUCCGUCUGUGUGUUAGUCUCAAGUGAGCACCGUUCACUGAACUACUAAGGGACCAUAUAUCCACAUCGAUAUGACAUAGAUAGAGGCACAAAACCAAAAAUGUGAACGUAGCAUAGGCUAGACACAAACUCAACCAAAUAUUCUUACUACCAAACAUAUUUUGAAACGUCUACCUGGAAAGCAUACGAAGAAAGGCAACAAAGAAGAGAAGACAAGCGCAAUUCGAAGAAAACUGCAAAUAAAAACCAAGAACGACAGCGGAUCAUGUUUGUUCCCUUGCCGGUGCCGUUCGUCUUUCAGAGAACUGCUUCCGACUUCAGCGCCUGGCGUCUCAAGUCCCCGCUGGCUCUACGUUCCAGCUCCGAUAUCAGGAUGUCAAAACCAGCAGAGGAUGAGAAGCCUGGGACAGACUUUCCAGGGGAGAGCACAGACUCAGAGAGGAACAGUCCCGAUGCAAAUGAUCAGGUUCAGCCAAUGAAAACGAGUCCCUUCAGUCUUUCUCCUUCCUUGAGCAACACCAAGAGUAAAAGUGAGGCUGGCCCUGAGAUGACCUCCACCCAUGUGCCGCCUCCCUCCCAGCAGCAGACACCUCACCCUCACACACAACUCAUGUUGGCAGGGAGUCAGCUGGCAGGGCUGGCUGCCCUCUUGCCUGCGCAGCAGCAGCUGUUGCUUCAGCAGGCCCAGGCUCAACUCCUGGCCGCUGCCGUGCAGCAGUCCAACGCGGCUCACGCUGCUCAUGCCGCCCACGCAGCAGCCCAAGCCAAUCAGCAGCAGCAGCAACAACAGCAGCAGCAGCUGACCAAACAAGAGCAUGCCCAGCCUCAGCUCACGCUCUCUCAACCUAUCCAGCUCACCGCCCAGGAUAUCCAGCAACUGUUGCAGCUGCAGCAGUUAGUCCUGAUGCCCGGCCAUCACCUGCAGUCUCCUCAGUUCCUCCUGCCUCAGGCCCAGGGACAACAGGGGCAGCAGGGUUUGCUCUCGACACCAAAUUUAAUUUCGCUACCUCAGCAUCAGCAAAGCCAGGGGAGUCUUCUAACUACUCCACCCAGGCUGGGACUGCAAGCACAGCGUCGUCACGGUGACGGCCUCACGUCGUUACAGAGGGACAAGAGCGGGGACGGCGGUGUGACCUCCGGGGCCUCGGCCGCCCCCAUGACCUCGGUGACCUCUGGCCCGCACGGCGAGGAGCCAAGUGACCUGGAGGAGCUGGAGCAGUUCGCCCGCACCUUCAAACAGAGACGCAUCAAACUGGGCUUCACACAGGGUGACGUUGGCAUGGCAAUGGGGAAACUGUAUGGGAAUGACUUCAGCCAGACCACCAUCUCUCGCUUCGAGGCCCUCAACCUGAGCUUUAAGAACAUGUGCAAGCUCAAGCCUCUGCUUGAGAAGUGGCUAAACGAUGCAGAGACCAUGGCGAUAGACAACAUGCUUCCCAGCCCCAGCUCUCUCUCCUCCCCCAUGAUGGGGUUUGAGGGCAUGACGGGGCGCCGCAGGAAGAAACGCACCAGCAUUGAGACCAACGUCCGCGUGGCCUUAGAGCGCAACUUCAUCUCGAACCAGAAGCCUAACUCAGAGGAGAUCCUCCUGAUGGGAAAGCAGCUCAACAUGGAGAAGGAGGUGAUCCGGGUCUGGUUCUGCAACCGGCGCCAGAAAGAGAAACGCAUCAACCCCUGCAGUGCCACCCCUCCCCUGCCCAGCCAGUCCUCCCUUGUGACGCACAAACCCCCCUGCUACAACCCACACAUGAUGUCUAGUCAGGGGCUGCACCAGGCUGCCACCAGCCUCAGCACAACCGUGACCAGCCCAUCGCCCUCGGCAACCUGCCCUCUGACCCCCAGUGGCUCUGCAACUAUGAGCUCCGCCGCCUCCUCUGUGACUCCGCCUCCACACAGCACAGCCAGCAACGCCCCUCCCACCCUCAGUGCCCACAGCCUGAAUGCUGGGAACACAAUGAUGGGAGUAAGCACAGGGAUGAACCAGGCUCUCAUCAGCAGCAAUCCCCUGGCCACAAUGCAAGCUCUGGCUGCCAGUGGUGGGCAGCUGCCCAUUUCCAGUCUUGAGGCCGGAGGUCAGAUGAUCCUGGGCGGGGCUGGGGUUCGCCCCUCCCUAUUCCUCAACCGCCACACCCUCCUGCCUAUGGCGUCCCACCAAGCCUGUGUGGGAUUGGUCGGCGGUCCCAGGGGCGACUCUCCGCCCCCCCGCGCCAGUGGCAUGGACGUCGACUCCUGCUCCGCCUCUCCCUGCUCCAGCCCUGCCUCCUUCUGCUCGUUCAGCGAAGCCUCACCGCCGCCGCUUGGCGGGGCCAUGGCCGAGUGACGACGACACAACCCAAAGGUUCCUGUCGGAAGGUGGAGGAGGAGGAGGAGUUUUAGUGGAGCUUUACAGAAACACCUCGCCUUUCAACCAAAGCCAUCUCUCUCUCCCUCCAUUUGUCGCCUUCGCUCUCUCUGCCGGAGUCUUUCAAAGCCAAAAAAUACACAGAUUGAAAGAGGAAGACGAGAGCGAGGAAGAAUGGAGAGGAGGAGAGAACAGGAGAACGGUGGAGAAUUAAACCAAAAAAAAUGAUCUAUACAGUUGGAGAGGUGGCAUUGUGGAACGUUUUGUCGGCAGUGAAUGCUAAUGUACAUUUACUCCUUUCUAUGGAAAAGAACAAAUGAGCUAAAAACAAACAGCUGAAAAGAGGGCAGGGAUGACAACUGAACUAAGACUUUGUGUGAGAGAUGGGUGGCAAGGACAGGAAAGACUUUCAACAAGCUUCAGUGGAUGGAUGGAAAGAAAACCACAUUUUAAAAAACCUAGAAGGGAAAAACACACAAAGAUAAACAAUGACAAACAUGCCAAAAUCUCCAAAACCGAAAUACCAAAAACUGAAACCAAAAAAAAAAAAACGGAGAGAAAAGCUUUACUUAAAAGACUUAUGAUUCUGAUCUGUUCAGGAUCAGCACAUCACCCACACUCAAAAGCAUGUAUGAUUUCAUCGUAAUAUUAUUAUUAUUUUUAUUUAAUAAAAAAAAAAACGUUUUCAACACUUAUUUUUGUAUUUUAUAUGAUUUGAUGAUUUGAUAUAGAUAUCUUUGAUAUAGAUAUCUUUGAUAUCUUUGAUAUAGAUAUCUUUAUUGAUAUAGAUAUCUUAGUAGUGUCAGUCCUCCCACAUAUCUUUGCCUACCUCUAGUGGCUGUACAGUUUCAACUUAUUUACAGUACAAAGCCGUGUUGUAGAUUUAGCAGUCACCUCGAAUUAGUAGCUUUACAACUUAUUUUGUGGUAUGUUUUCCUAUUCCAUUUCCUUUGUUUAUUUCACAUUUUGCUGAUUGAAUCCUCAUUGUCAUGAUCAUCAUAAUAACCACCCUCGUCAUUAAGGGCUAUUAACUUCAACAUCUGUUUAAUAUGAUGAGAUCUUGUUACCUCCUUUGUUUCUUAACCUCUUCUUCUUUCUUAACCCUCCCCUUGCGAAGAUAAGGGCACUGGGCCUUUUUCUCAAAGGUUUGAUGAGAUUGGAGAGAACCCACUGGGAGGGAUGUUAGACCGUACCUCCACGCAGAAUAUUUCCAGAUCCUUUGUCUGCCCUUAUGGACUUCCUUCUUCAAUUCAAACGACAAUGGGGGUUCAAGUCCGGAGACUGCAAAAUGUUGAUUUCUGUGGCCAAUGAAACUUUUCUUUGUGGAUUUGGAUUAGUGCUUGGGAGUUAUUGUCUUGCUGGAAGAUUCACUUGUGGCAAAAUAACCCCAUAAUGUCAAAGAUCCACCACCAUAUUUUACCAGAAUGAGGUACAUUUCUGCAUAUUCUUCUGUAUUUCAACGGCAAACCCACCACUCGUGUGCAUGGCCAAAUAUAUAUAUUUUUCAUGUCAUCUGAUCAUAGCACUGUCUGGAGUUUUAUAAACAGCACUGGCACUUAGAUUGGAACCGGGUGCUAUGGUCAAAGGACAUGGAAAUAGAGCUCUUUGGCCACACACACCAGUGGUGGGUUUGGUUUUGAAAAACAGAAGAAUAUGUAUAAAAGUACCUCAUGCCAAUGUUAAAAUAUGGUUGUGGACCUUUGAUAUUAUGUGGCUAUUUUGCUUCCACGGAUCCCGGGGCCCUUCUUAAGGUCAUCGGCGUCAUUAACUUUACCAAAUCCCAACCGGGCAUUUUAACCAAAAACCUGGUUGCAUCUGCCAGGAGACUGACAGUUGGCCACAAGUGGAUCUCCCAGCAAGACAAUAACCCCAAACACAAAUCAAAAUCCACAAAGAAAUGGGUAAUUGACCACAAAAUCUCAAUUUUGCAAUGGCUACCUGUUGUUUGAAGGCUCAGUGUAGUUAUCCUUGCAAGGGGAGGGUGCUAGAGUAUUAAAAACCCGGGGUGUGAAUCAUUCUGAUCCUUAUCUUUUCUUUCUUUCUUUUUCUCUGAGCAAUUGUAUUAGUAUAAAAUAAUAUAAUUUCCCCACUUAUUUUGCAAACAAAAAGUAUUUGUAUAAUUUAUUUUAUACUGUAUUUUUUGCUAAUCUUUAUCAAUGUAUAUAUGAACACCAAAAUGUACUCUAAUGGCUGUUGCUUCAAGCACGCACGCAUGCAUACACACACACACACACACACACACACACACACACAGACACACACACACACACACACACUACUCUAGAAUGUAUCGGGAUGUUGAAGCUAAAUAAUCUUUAAUGCCUUUCAUUAUAUUCGUUUGCCUGUUUUUUUUUCUCUCAAUAUAAUUCUUUUUUCAUAUCAUUCCACUGACAUCAUAUCAGUCACUUCUAGUCAGUCACUCUUGGAUACCAAAGCAUUGUUUCGCCCAGCCGGAAGAGCAGGGAAAACAAGUGUUCAGACAGAGACCUCAGCCGUGUCAAAAACCAAACACCCCAUAACAGAGGACGACUCCACACCAACCAAAAAAAAGGACAGCAUCCCUCCGAGCCCCCAACCCCCUGCCCUCCACCCCUUCUGCCCCUCUCCUUAGCCUCGAAAGAUGGGGUCAAAGAGCCAAAAAAAAGAAGAUGAGAAGAAAACAAAAAGACUGCCCAGAGGAGUCAAAGGCAAAAAGAGGAUCUGAUGGAAACUGCAGGGGAAAACGGAGGAGAAAGCUGGAACGAAGGACCAAAACCAAAAAAUAACCUUACCAAAACCUACGUAUGAGCGACUUAACUGAACAGAUGAGAAACCAAAAACCAAAUACAACACGUUGUGGACAAAGAAGUGGAGGAGGAAGAUAAGGAAGAGGAGGAGGCUUUAGAGUCUGUCACAGCCUGAGAGGCUCCCUCUCUCACUCUCUCCUCCCUCCUCCAUUUGUGACCUCACUUUGUUCACCCUUUUCCUGGAUGGAGGAACAGCUAAUGACCUCACGGAACUGAAUUUAAGAAUAUAUAUUUUUCUUUUUUUUUGCUUUUUAUGGUUGGUCUGUCGAUUGCUGUAUGACUUUGUCUCAUUGCUUUCUACUUGUAAUGGAGAUGAUGGGGUCAUUUAUUGCCUAUUUUCAUAUCUGGUCUGGGCUAUUAUUGGCGUGCUCUGGCUUUUUUUUUUUUCAUUCGGUGGUUGGAAAUAAUACUGUGAAAAUGUGGCUUCCAAAUUUUUUUCUUUGAGCAAGAAUGUUGUGAAAAAGCCAAAACUGAAUACCAAAAGCAAAACUGUUUGACACACAGACAUACCAAAUAACAACCAAAUCAAUGCACAAUUGUCGGAGAGGAACAGUUGGAUAACUGUGUUUGUGCUAGGGUUUUCUGGACAGAUAUGUAGAGAGACUGGUUGAGUGUGUGUGUGUGUGUGUGUGUGUGUGUGUGUGUGUGUGUGUGUGUGUGUGUGUGUAUUCAGGCAUGCUACCAUACAUGAUUGCGCACAUACCUGUGUGUGAGAUAUGGAUGGCGUGUAUGUGACAGGAGAGCAAAAGAGAGACCGAAUGAGUGUGUAGAAAGAGCUGUUCUCUCGCAUAUAUGAACCAAACCAUAAAGAUUCAGUACACACUCUUCUGUCCAGUGUGCCACAGAAUACUGUUCGAUAAACACAUGAAACUACACAUGUGAAACGAGGCAUACUUGGGCACAUAUAGGCAGAUAUUAAAGGCAACCAAUGAUAAUAUUGUGGGGAGGGGCGGGCGGGAAAUCAACUGAAAACCAGUUGACCUACCCUUUAUAGGGAAUGUAUCUGUUAGUGCUUCAAUAGAUUUUGUAGGAAAAAAAGCUAUAUCUUCUACUGCUAAUGUAUAAAAGGCUGUGAAAUGAUCCUUGAUAAAAAAAAAAUGUUGAU
Oncorhynchus kisutch (coho salmon) is the source of this 7056-nucleotide messenger RNA. Its product is annotated as POU domain, class 2, transcription factor 2. Lineage: Eukaryota; Metazoa; Chordata; Actinopteri; Salmoniformes; Salmonidae. The transcript has 15 exons. Gene Ontology annotation, biological process: regulation of transcription by RNA polymerase II. Gene Ontology annotation, molecular function: DNA-binding transcription factor activity, RNA polymerase II-specific; RNA polymerase II cis-regulatory region sequence-specific DNA binding. Gene Ontology annotation, cellular component: nucleus. The coding region runs from base 1090 to 3144 and encodes 684 amino acids. The record is from RefSeq and is a predicted model, not a curated record.